Molecule: messenger RNA, 2102 nt
Organism: Gigantopelta aegis
Lineage: Eukaryota; Metazoa; Mollusca; Gastropoda; Neomphalida; Peltospiridae
Product: L-threonine ammonia-lyase-like
Exons: 14
Coding region: 141-1472 (443 amino acids)
Biological process (GO): L-threonine catabolic process; L-serine catabolic process
Molecular function (GO): threonine deaminase activity; L-serine ammonia-lyase activity
Source: RefSeq, a predicted model, not a curated record
UGAGAAAAUUCUGCCAUUACAACUAGCCUAGAGUCACAGAUUACUGGUGGCAGUGUAGCAGAGGUUAAAGAGUCAUUACCACACAAGUAGGAAACAAGCACCAAACAUCGUGAGAAACGGUUUGUUGGAAACAAAAUUAUAUGGACAACCAACUAAUUGAAAAACAGGAAGAAGUUGAAGAGGUUCUGGAGUCCAGUUUACCAGUUGAAGAUAAGGAAUUAAAAGAUCCAUAUUGUGAUGCCGAUAAUCCUGUUCAGGUCAAAUUCGAGGAUAUUAGUGCUGCUGCCUAUAAAAUCAAAGGAGGAGUACAGCACACACCAUGCACAAAAUCCCAGAUGUCACAGUUGUUUGGAAUGGACAUGUAUUUCAAAAAGGAGUUCUUGCAGUUCACUGGAAGCUUUAAGGAGAGAGGAGCACGGUAUACACUUUUGGCACUGACAAAGGAGCAGAAGAAGAAAGGUGUUAUUGCUGCCAGUGCUGGGAACCAUGCACUAGCUCUCGCCUACCAUGGAAAUAACCUUGGUAUUUCAGUCACUGUUGUCAUGCCAAUUGUUGCCCCCAUCAUGAAAGUGUCAGCUUGUCGCAAUCAUGGAGCAAAAGUUAUUGUCCAUGGAAAAGACAUAAGCGAGAGCAAAGAUUAUGCCAUGCAUAUGAGUCGGGACCAAGACUUGAUAUACAUAAAUGGCUAUGAUCAUCCUAACAUUCUUGCGGGACAAGGAACUAUGGGACUGGAGAUUAUUGAACAAGUUCCUGAUCUUGAUGCUUGUGUUAUUCCUGUCGGAGGUGGAGGUCUCAUUGCUGGAACAGCUCUUGCUAUCAAGAGUUUGCACCCAAAAGUUACCAUUAUUGGAGUUGAAAUUGAGAGAUGUGCAAGCUUUACGGCAGCUCUUGAAGCUGGAAAACCAGUCUACACUACCACAUCCUCAUCAAUAGCAGAUGGCCUGGCUGUACCAACUGUUGGAGUGAAUGCUUUCUUUACUGCCAGACAUCUCAUUGACAAGAUGGUUGUAGUUCAAGAAGAAUCAAUUGCUUUGGCUAUUUUGCGAUUGAUUGAGCUAGAAAAGGCCGUGGUAGAAGGUGCUGGGGCAGUUGGCUUAGCUGCCAUUAUGCAAGGAUUAUUGCCAGAGCUGGCUGGCAAAAAAGUUGUCGUGGCAUUGUGUGGAGGAAAUAUUGAUACUACAGCAUUGGGUCGUGUCAUUGAAAGAGGUCUAGCAGCAGAUGGGAGACUUGUUCGAUUUAUUGUUACUGUCAGUGAUCGACCUGGUGGAAUAGCAGAACUGGCCAAAGUUAUUUCUGACCUUGGUGUCAGCAUAAAAGAUAUUUUUCAUGAAAGAGCUUGGCUGAAGUCUGAUAUUUUCUCAGUUCAGGUGAAGUGUGUUGUGGAGACUCGUGACCAGGCUCACAGCAAAGAGUUGGAAGAUGCUCUUCGCAGCCAGUACAAGAAAGUUAUCAUGGGGCUGGAUUACUUUUAACUUGUCAAUUAAGUGCAUAUUUAACAUGUACAAGAAUUGUUUGGUUUUAUAUUCAUCUUGGGAGAUACCCGGUAAUAACUUUUAACAUUUUUUUUUGUCAAGACCAAUUUUAAUGGAAAUAUUGUGUUGUACAUACAUGUAGACUGGUCCAGUUUUGAGGGGUUUCAUUUUAACAGGUUACAACAAAACCCCUCAAAACUUGCAUGUCAUUAGACUCGAAUUACCUGAAAACCGGACCUUUUCAAGGUUCCUUUUUAAAUGUUAGUACAAAACAGAAGCGCUCUAAACCAGAUAUUCCUAAUAACUGGAUGUUUUACUUGAUAACCUGGGUGCCUGGUUAUAUUUAUAUUUUUGUUAAUAAAAUGAUAAUAAAAAGAUUUUAAAAAAAUCCUCAUACCAUACCAAGCAAGCCACCAAGUCAUCUCUUGAUCUGGCAUGUUUAUGUUGUCUUCUUUUGCAGUGGAUAAUUUUAAUUGAAGGUGUUGUAAACUCAGCUUUGAAAAUGCAGAAACAUUACAUUUUUUCCUUUUUUAUUUGUGGUAAAUUAGAUUAUUGUAAUCAAUUACGUGUUGUCUGCUGGUAGAUUUGAAUAGAAAACUGACAGUAGAACAAAUAAACUGUACAGACUGA